UUGGCAAAAAACUCCUUGAAUCUUAGUGAGCACGGUGAAGUCGAAGUAUUCGAAGAUGAGGAUUAUGGGUGCGAGACGGCCGAUGAAAUAGGGGAGUUCGAAAAGACUGAGGAAGUUGCAGUGAAUGCAACAGGAGGCGAAGUGGAGUCCAUCACGUCAACAGAUCUAGAGGAAACUGAGGGUGACAUUCUUUCAAGUGAUACUGAUGAUGAAGCAGAAGAGUCCUCAGAAGAUGACGACGAUUCUAAUGAAGAAAAUGAGGAAGGUGAUGAAUUUGAAGAAGUAGAAGAAGAUGAGGAUGUAAUUCAAACGAUGCCAAUGAGUGGUCUCAAUGGAGUAAAGCGCCGUGCCCAAGAAGAAGCUCAGGGAAGAUGA
Cooperia oncophora is the source of this 375-nucleotide messenger RNA. The record is from the annotation of a GenBank genome assembly. Lineage: Eukaryota; Metazoa; Nematoda; Chromadorea; Rhabditida; Trichostrongylidae.